AUGACGUCAUAAUCAGAGUGCACACAGAAACCUCGGCAUUCGUCAAGGUGGAAUCCCUUGGCGAUUGAAGUCACUUAUACUGCCAAAUCUCGUGCUGUUAUUCAUAACGUAGUUAGACAGAAUACAAUGGAUCGAAACAAGGGUCCCCUCCAGAAACUGCUGCUCCUCGAUGAAUACAGCGACCUUGAAGACAUCGUCCUUCUCGAGGCAACAUUUGUUGAGCUGGACAAAUGUGGCGAUGCUGUACAGCAGGUCAUCCUGGGACUGUCUCCAGACCAUCUCCUACUAGGCAGACGACAAAUUCUCAACUGGAAGGAAGACCCCGCAAUCACCUCCAGCGUCGAUGUCGACCUAGCAGUUGACGGGAUGGAACUGAAGUGGCUCAUUCCUCUCAGAUCAGUUGACAUCUCAACCGUUUCAGAAGAUUUCAUUUUGAAAGUGUCCGCAAGGCACUCUCGAUCCCGUUAUUUCGAGUUAUGCACCGUGCGUGAGAGGGAUUCAAGAUGGAACAACUGGCUAGAUCGGAUCAAAUAUCUCCAGGAUGAUCCUUAUGGCUACAUAUCACAUCUGCCUCUCAGACAGGGGUCCUUGCUGUCGCUCACUAGCAGUGAAUCGUCGUUGUUCCUCGGAAACUCAGUUGGGGACACGAACUCUCCGAAACUUGCUUUUGAUCUGGACAUGACGGCCUCGGGGGAGGGUCCCGCCAUGGAGGAAAGCACAUCCACCGCUGAUGAUGAGAAAGCGGAAAGGAAUGAGUUGAUUGGGGAUCACAAGGACAAAGGCUCCAAAGGCUCCAAAAGGAAGAACUUUUUCCGCCGCUUCAUGAAGAAAUAUAAAUGCAAGGACAUCGGCAAGCGAAGCAAGAGUAAAGGCUAAAUAAACCAUGUUAUAUUUCUUCA
Molecule: messenger RNA, 899 nt
Organism: Haliotis rubra (blacklip abalone)
Lineage: Eukaryota; Metazoa; Mollusca; Gastropoda; Lepetellida; Haliotidae
Exons: 3
Coding region: 127-876 (249 amino acids)
Source: RefSeq, a predicted model, not a curated record